GUUGUGGGUUGUGCUAAACAGACUUUCCCUCAGGAAGUACCUCCUGCUUCUUAUGCAAAGCUUACUUUGUACUAGAGGCAAACUGAACUGGACGGACAGCUGUAGUUUCAACAGAGCGAUGGGAACCGAUGCACCUUUAUUGUUGGCUGCAGUGUCUCUUCUGUCAGCCCUUCAAAUGGGCUUCUUGGCCCGGCGGGUUGGUUUGUCCAGGAUAGCCCAUAAGGUUCUGCCUCCCUCUGUCACUGGACCUCCAGAGUUUGAGAGAACUUUCCGCGCACAUCAGAACUGUGUGGAGUGUUACCCUGUAUUCUUGGUGACGCUGUGGAGCUGCGGUCUGUUCUUCAGUGAGGUGACUGCUGCAGUAGCAGGACUGGUGUACAUAAUUGCCCGACAGAUAUACGCCAACGGAUAUGUCAAGUCCACCAAGAAGAGGUUACCUGGGUUUUACCUAACUAUGGCUGUCUUUGUCACUCUGUCUCUGCUGGGUUUGGUUGGAAUACUGCAUAAAAUACUGCACAAGUACUUCAAGAUCCACCUCUGAAGAUUUCACUUCCACCAAAUUAUGCAGAACGUAUGAAGUGAGGGUUAUUCCAGAAAUUGGUUUACAGGAUGCUCAUCUGUUUCUAAUGAUGUCUAAAAUCCAGGAUCAUCCUUUCAAAUGUGUUAUUGUUUGUGGCCCUGCAGGCCUCUUUAGAUCUGACAUAUUUUAUGGAACAGUUUGCUUUUGGUGUCUCAUUUUUCUCAAUAACAAUCCCAGUCUGUCAUGUAUUCAUAUUAUAAGACAUGUAAUAUAUCACUGCCCUGCACAGUGACUUCUUACAUUUCACUGUGGUCAGUUUAUACAACCAAACAAACUCAAGUUUGAUAUAGGUGAAAAUAAAAUAUGUCUUUAUUGAGUUUUGGGUUUCAUUUUGUGCAUUCAUCAUGUAUUUUGAACACAAAUGGACAUCUUGAAAGUAAGGUUAAUUUUCCUUUAAAAGUUCU
Larimichthys crocea (large yellow croaker) is the source of this 984-nucleotide messenger RNA. It is a transcript of the gene mgst2, whose product is annotated as microsomal glutathione S-transferase 2. NCBI's taxonomy places the organism in Eukaryota, Metazoa, Chordata, Actinopteri, Sciaenidae. The record is from RefSeq and is a predicted model, not a curated record. Gene Ontology annotation, cellular component: endoplasmic reticulum; nuclear envelope; membrane. Gene Ontology annotation, biological process: leukotriene biosynthetic process. The transcript has 4 exons. Gene Ontology annotation, molecular function: enzyme activator activity; glutathione peroxidase activity; leukotriene-C4 synthase activity. Bases 53 to 541 code for a protein of 162 amino acids.